ACAAUCCUUGGCCUCUUCAUAUAAUCUUUUAUAUCCACAAAUUAAAGAUCAUUUUAGCUAAUAAGAAAAAGAGCUUCAUAUAACAGCUCUCUCAAAGACAAGUAUAUGUAAAAAUAUAUUCCCAUCUCAAAUCUCUUUCUCUCUCUCACACACAAUAAAUAGACAACAAAACCUACUUUCUUUUGCUUUUCUCACAUUCCCACUAACUAAAAAAAGACACCACUCACUCACUCUCUCCUUUCUCUGCUUUUUUCAUCUUUCUUUUCUCCUUUCUUUUUUUUUUUGGAUUGUUGUAGAUCUAGAUUAAAGGAUAUAUCAAAGAGUCCCCAAAAGAUGAUCCAAGAAUUGUUAGGAGGAGGAGGAGGAGGAGGUUCUGGUCAUCAUAAUCUUCAUCAUCAUCAUCAACAUAAUCAUCAUCAUCAUCUGUUAGGUACUCCAACUCAUGGUGAUAAUCAAAAUAGGAAAAUAUCUUCCAUUAUUAAUGGAGGAGGACUUUUAGAAGCUACUACUACUACUACUACCACUACUUUACUUCAUAAUAAUUCUUCAACAGUACCAAUAACAACUCCUACUACUACUACUACUACUCCCACUACUACCACCAGCUCGGGGGCGGCGGCUACCGCUACACCGGAGAGUCUGAGGUGUCCGCGGUGCGAUUCGGCCAACACAAAGUUCUGUUACUACAACAACUACAAUCUCACUCAGCCUCGCCACUUCUGCAAGACAUGCCGCCGUUACUGGACUAAAGGUGGAGCCCUAAGGAACGUUCCGAUAGGCGGCGGUUGCCGGAAAAACAAGACUACUAUUGUGUCUUCCUCAGUUGUCUCCGGGAAGAGUGCAGCUUCUGGCGGCGGAGGAGUCGCUAAUAGUACUGGAAAGAUGAAGAUGGUGAUGAGUAGUUCGGAGAUUAAUAAUAUUGGACGGUCAGGAUUCGGCGGCGGCGGAUUAUUCGAUCUUCAUGAUCAUCAUCAACUCUCCUCUAACAGCCCAAUACUUUGGGGUUCUCCUCAGAAUUCUCAUCUCUUGGCCUUACUUAGGUCAACUACUACUCCUCCUCAAAACCCUAACCCUAACCCUAGCUCUCCACAGAAUAAUAAUAAUAUUAAUAAUAAUAGUAGUGAGUCAGUAGUAGUGAAGCAGCAGGGGGGUUUGGAUCCAGUGUCUCAGGCUCCAUCGCUUGGUCUGUGCAGCUCUUUUUGGAGGAACAAUCAAGUCAAUAAUAAUCAAAGUCAAAAUCCACAUUAUCAACAAAUCAACGGUUUGAUAAGCUCAGCUAGUCUUCCUCAUCAUAAUAAUAAUGAUAAUAAUAAUAAUGGAAUUCAAGAGAUGUAUCAGAGGUUAAGAUCGUCAUCUUCAACAACAACAUCAUCAUCACCAGCUAAUAAUAAUAAUAAUUACUAUAACGAUCAUCACUCAUCAGUUGGAGGACCAGGUGAUCAUCAAAUGGGUUUCUGGAAUAUUAAUCCUCCGCCAUUUUCAUGGCCUGAUCUUUCCACUACUACUAAUGGUGCAUACCCUUAAAAACCCUUUCAUAUAUAUAAAUUUCUUUCUUUUUUUUUUGGGAUGGGGAACUACUACAUUUUCAUCAAGAUAUAUGUUAGAAAAAUUAGGUUAAUUGGGGUUGUGUAAGGCUUUAUUAUUAAUUACAAUUUCUGUUUUUCUUUUCUCUUUUCACCACGGGUUGUAUUAAUAUCACGGGGACACUUUUUUCUUCUUCUUCUUCUUCUUCUUCUUCCUUAAUAUCAUGUAGUUGUGUGUUUUGAGGUGUGUUUAAUUCAUUAGGUUAAUUAAUUAUGGUGGUGUGUUCAGAGACUAAUAUAUGAUAAUUAAAUUAAGCAAUAUAUAUGUGUUGAGACGUUUCUGACUUA
Messenger RNA from Cannabis sativa, 1871 nucleotides. RefSeq names its product dof zinc finger protein PBF. The record is from RefSeq and is a predicted model, not a curated record. Lineage: Eukaryota; Viridiplantae; Streptophyta; Magnoliopsida; Rosales; Cannabaceae. Gene Ontology annotation, biological process: regulation of DNA-templated transcription. The coding region runs from base 334 to 1524 and encodes 396 amino acids. Gene Ontology annotation, molecular function: DNA-binding transcription factor activity; DNA binding. The transcript has 2 exons.